Molecule: messenger RNA, 474 nt
Organism: Hermetia illucens (black soldier fly)
Lineage: Eukaryota; Metazoa; Arthropoda; Insecta; Diptera; Stratiomyidae
Product: cuticle protein 16.5-like
Exons: 1
Coding region: 63-422 (119 amino acids)
Source: RefSeq, a predicted model, not a curated record
AGAACCAAGAAAUAUCAUUCAGGAUUCACUUGUCCAGACAGAUUCUUCCAAAAGCUAGCAACAUGAAAUCAAUCAUCUUAGCUCUCGCUCUCAUUGGUGCUGCUUCAGCUGGUUAUCUUGCACCAGCUGCAUACAGUGCUCCACUUCUGGGAAGUUAUGCUGCUCCAGCAAUCGCCACCGCCGCUCCACUUGCCUACUCAGCUCCAAUAAUCAAAUCUGCCGCUUACGCUGCUCCAGCUUAUGCUGCCGCUGCUCCAGCUCUUGCUGCUGCUCCUGCAAUCGCCGCUGCCCCAGCUUAUGCCGCCGCUGCUCCAUUAGCGUACUCAGCUUCUAUUGGUGCUCCAUUGGCCUAUUCAUCUUACGGAAGCUACGGGUAUGCUGGAUAUCCUUAUGGUCUCUACAAGAAGAAGGCUGCUGCAUAAAGAUCGAAUAUCUCUCUUAAUAAAUAGUUGAAAAUAGACUGCUUUUAUAUUA